GCGCCUCCAGGAAUGGGGCUCCACAGCUUCUCUGGGCAGCCUGUGCCAUGGCCUCACUGCCCUCUGGGUAAAGAAUUUCCUCCUAAUAUCUGACCUAAUCUCCCUUCUUUUAGUUAAAAGCCAUCCCCCCAGUCCUAUCACCAUCAGAUCACGUAAAAAGUUGGUCCCCUCCUGCUAAUAAGCUCCCCUCAUGUACUGGAAGGCCACAGUGAGGUCUCCCUGUAGACUUCUCUUCUCCAGGCUGAACUAAGCCCAACUCCCCCAGCCUGCCUUCAUAGGAAGGGUGCUUAAUUUUGUCUCUCCAGCCUGCCAGCCAGCCAUGUUCUGUGUCUGAGCACACAUCCAGUGAUCCACCUGGCAAAUGGAGAGUUCUCCAGCUAAUUUUUAUUUUAGAAACAUUAAUAGGCUUAUAUAAAUAUACAUAUUCUUAAUUCGAUCUAUAUAAGAAACAGGGUAACUUAAUUCACAAACAUCCCUCCUCUCUCGGUAGAAACUGAAGUCUCAGCUGUCACUCUGGAAAUUAAAUUCUACCAGUCAUACAGUUAAACUCCACCGAACACAAACGAGCCAUUCGCCGCCUCAGCACCAAGCAGACAAGGAAGCUGCCGUAGGUCCAACGCACACCCAAGCUUUUAACCCCACAAACGGUCCGCUUAACAUUGCGUCACUGCUACACGCCGGACUGAGAGAAAAGUCGUGCAAGAAGAUGCUUUUUAAUUUGAAGAACUUUUGCCAUAUUACAAAAUUAACACGGAACAGCAAGCAUCUGCCACGACAUUUUUGCCGUGGGCCAUCAGAUCAAUUGAAUGUUUGUCUGAAAGGUCGUGACUUCCUUACUCUACAGAACUACACAGCAGAUGAACUGAAGUAUUUGCUAUGGGUGGCCUCAGAUUUGAAACAAAGGAUAAAGGACAAAGGAGAGUAUUUGCCCCUGAUGCAAGGAAAAUCUUUGGCCAUGAUUUUUGAGAAGAGAAGCACAAGAACAAGAUUAUCUGCAGAAACAGGAUUUGCUCUCCUUGGAGGACAUCCUUCCUUCCUUACAAUACAAGACAUUCACCUGGGCACUAAUGAGAGUCUCACAGAUACAGCAAGGGUGCUGUCCAGCAUGACAAAUGCAAUCUUGGCUCGAGUUUAUAAGCAUAAUGAUCUAGACCUAAUGACGAAAGAAGCCACGAUCCCAAUAAUCAAUGGAUUGUCUGAUUUAUACCAUCCUCUCCAGAUUUUAGCUGAUUACCUAACUCUUCAGGAGCACUAUGGUGGUCUGAAUGGGCUCACCAUCACCUGGAUUGGGGACGGAAACAAUGUCCUCCACUCCAUCAUGACAAGUGCCGCAAAGCUGGGAAUGCAUCUCCGCAUUGCAACUCCCAAGGGGUUUGAACCAGACCUCAGAAUAACAAAAAUAACUGAGCAGUACUCCAAAGAGUAUGGUACCAAGUUGCUUCUCACCACAGAUCCUUUGGAAGCUGCAAACGGUGCCAACGUCUUAGUUACAGAUACAUGGAUAAGCAUGGGACAAGAAGAGGAAAAGACAAGAAGACUAAAAGCAUUUCAAGGUUAUCAGAUUACGAUGCAGACUGUGAAAUCUGCUGCUUCCAAUUGGACAUUUUUACAUUGUUUACCAAGAAAACCUGAAGAAGUUGAUGAUGAAGUAUUUUAUUCUCCAAGAUCACUGGUUUUCCAGGAGGCAGAAAACAGAAAAUGGACAAUUAUGGCCGUCAUGGUUUCCCUGCUGACAGAUUACUCACCACAGCUACAAAAGCCUACAUUUUGAUGCUUGGACCCCGGCCAAGAAAAAAAUAUUCCUCACUGGCAGAAUAUUCUGGUCCGCAUAUACAUCGAUCUUCUUCAGAAAGGAUCGAGGCAAUGAAUGAUUCUUUAAUAAAAUUGUAGGGCUGGCUUUGCUGAAGUGUGCACUGUUGCAUUACAUUUGUGAAAAUGUUUGAGGCAAUAAACUCCACUGCAAAUGUCACCUCUCAUCUGGAGUCUCUCGGAUACCUUUUCAGUGAUCAGCACCACUGAAAGUUUUUUGGGUUCCACUUUAAUGAUUGGCUCUGCCAGCAUCAUAGGCAUAUUGUACACUUCUUUUAGAUGUGCUGGAGCUAGCAUUGUGUAAUAUGAAAGACAUAAACUCCUGAAACCUUUCCACAUGAUUGCUGAUCAGUGGGAGGGUGCACAGACCAGCAGUGCUUUACUGUUGCCUUGACUACCUACACUUCUUGGGUGCUUUGGCUCCUGUUUCUGUCCUCCAGCCAGCCUCCAAAUCUCUCUGCUGUUUGGCACUGAAAACAUACAAACCCCAUGAGCAUCACCUUCCUCUGUGACAUUCCUGUGGGCUAGCACAGGAGGAUACUGCUGCAGCAUUGGAGCAGAGCAGGUUCCACACAGUUGGAUGUGGCAGAGAAAAAUGACUGGAAGGAAUUGUAGCGAGGUGGUGUUGGCCUCUUCUCCCAGGUAACGGUGAUAGGAUGAGAGGGAAUGGCCUCAAGUUGUGC
Messenger RNA from Numida meleagris (helmeted guineafowl), 2492 nucleotides. RefSeq names its product ornithine carbamoyltransferase (gene OTC). NCBI's taxonomy places the organism in Eukaryota, Metazoa, Chordata, Aves, Galliformes, Numididae. Gene Ontology annotation, cellular component: mitochondrion. Bases 707 to 1771 code for a protein of 354 amino acids. The record is from RefSeq and is a predicted model, not a curated record. Gene Ontology annotation, molecular function: ornithine carbamoyltransferase activity; amino acid binding. Gene Ontology annotation, biological process: L-citrulline biosynthetic process. The transcript is spliced from 11 exons.